Haplochromis burtoni (Burton's mouthbrooder) is the source of this 1992-nucleotide messenger RNA. It is a transcript of the gene nkain1, whose product is annotated as sodium/potassium transporting ATPase interacting 1. Bases 905 to 1528 code for a protein of 207 amino acids. Gene Ontology annotation, biological process: regulation of sodium ion transport. The record is from RefSeq and is a predicted model, not a curated record. Lineage: Eukaryota; Metazoa; Chordata; Actinopteri; Cichliformes; Cichlidae. The transcript has 8 exons.
CAUUGAUUCCUGCGUGGCCCUUUGCAAUAGCCGCCUCAUCAUCUGCCUCCUUCUCUGAUAUAGCUUGUGUGCAGCUCACUGUAUUGUGCUGUCGCGCUGCUCGUGGUAAGUAGCUGAGAUUAAACAAGGCUGUUAAUUGUGUUUAUUUCCGCUCCGAAUAACCACAAGCUGAGGAAAAGGGCAGCACCUCCGGGGGCCAGCCUCCCCUCUCUCCCUCUCCUCGGUCUGGAUGGUGGUGCUGGAGGGAGGAGGCGAUUUUAUUCCUCCUCCUCCACAAGUCUGAACCCCCUCACCCACCGCGGGCCCCCAUUUCUUUUGUGAUCCUUUCAAAAGCCUCGCGGGGCUGCUCGCUCGCGCUCACUCGCUGACUCCCUCGCGCACGCGGAUCCGCAGAAUCCAUGCAGCUCAUCCUCGAGGGGUCGCGGUGACUGAGAGCCUCCACCCCCUCUAUCUCUCUCUCUUUCUCUCUCUCUCUCAUUCUCCCCCCGGCUCCUCCUGCUCCUGCCCCGGCACCGAUUGUUGACAAAAGGCGCUGCGAGACGGAGCAAAGGAGCCCGGUAUCGCCCCUCUUCGGAAGGUGUGGCCGAGGUGAUUCUGUGGUGGUCAGACCGCAGCAGGCGUGAACUGGACCCUCUUCACCUCCUCCUCACCUCUCUCCUUCCUGAAACCCACCCGCGACUGUUAUUUACAAAAAACAAAAACAAAAAAAGCAGAGGCCAAGAUGGGUCAUCCACUGUGAGUGGAAGAGCCGGACCAGCGCUGCUGGAGGAGGCGGCGGCCUUGGGCACGUCUAUUCAGCCGGGAAUGUUGUGAGCUGAGGCGACCAGGCAGUCUGGAUCUGACCGGGGACCCAUCUUUCCCCCGGAGCCUCCGCGGCUCCAAGCCGCGUCCUGAGCCCUCCAAAAUGGGGAAGUGCGACGGGAGAUGCACGCUGCUGGUGAUAUGUUCACUGCAGCUGGUGGCAGCCCUUCAGAGGCAGGUGUUUGAUUUCCUGGGCUACCAGUGGGCUCCCAUUCUGGCCAACUUCCUGCACAUUAUGGCCGUCAUCCUGGGCAUGUUUGGCACUGUGCAGUUUCGCUUCAGAUACCUCAUCUUUUAUGCAGUAUGGCUGGUCGUCUGGGUGGGAUGGAACUCCUUCAUUAUUUGUUUCUACCUGGAGGUUGGAAACCUCUCUCAGGAUAGAGACUUUCUCAUGACGUUCAACACAUCCCUCCAUCGUUCGUGGUGGAUGGAGCACGGUCCUGGUUGCCUGGUAACACCAGUAUUAGACUCCCGCAUGGCCCCCGAUGACCACCAUGUCAUCACUGUGUCCGGGUGUCUGCUCGACUACCAGUACAUCGAGGUGUUGAGCUCAGCCAUUCAGAUCCUCUUGGCUCUCUUUGGCUUUGUUUACGCCUGCUACGUAAGCAAAGUCUUCCAGGAUGAUGAGGACAGCUUUGAUUUCAUUGGUGGGUUCGAUUCUUAUGGCUACCAGCCUCCUCAGAAGUCCUCUCAUCUGCAGCUGCAGCCUCUUUACACGGCUGGUUAACUGUUGGUAGCACCCCCUUCAGGCCAAACCCUGAUGGUGUCACUGUGGAUGGACUCACUCUGUCACAGUUUACCUGAGAAAUGGACUUAACCCCACCCAGACGGAGAGGCGUGUGAGUGUGUGUGACUGUGUGUGUGUCUGAGAAAGUGAAAUAUGGCCCUGAAAAGAAUGUACAGAGCUCAGGGAAGAACCAGCAUGCCGGGCGGCGUGACGAGAGGAAGGCGACGCGGGAGGAAGGCGAGGGGAGAAGAGAUUCAUAGAACAAGAGCUGGCCUCACCGAGGGGACAGUUCACUAAACUGCCAGCUCUCAACACUCCCACUGCUGUGUGUGUGUGUGUGUGAUUGUGUAAUUCCACAGGACUAGCUGGUGCUUUGCAGUUGCACCCUGGACUCUUACCACUUGGUGCCCCUGUGAUUUCUUUUUGUUUUUGUUUUUGCUUUGUUUUGUUUUGUUUUGUUUUGU